AUGUCGCCACAGCAAACAUUUGUGCACUCCAGUGGUGCUCCAAUGUACAUGGAAACUUCUUCUGCUCCCACAAACAUUGCCACCAUCAAGUACUGGGGCAAAGCUGAUGCCAAGUGGAAUACCCCUAUCAAUGAUUCUGUUAGUGUUACUUUGAACCAGGAUGAUCUCAAGGCUGUCACUACUGUGGCUGCAUCCUCCUCCUUUGAAAAAGAUCGUUUGUGGUUGAAUGGUGAAGAAGAGGAAGGAGCCGCCGCCAACAAGCGAUUUCGGGCUUGUAUUGAUGGAGUGCGAGCUUUGGCUACCGCAAAAAAGGAUGCUGAUGGCAAAGUUCUAGUGACCAAGGAAGGCUGGAGCAGGAUGAAGAUUCAUGUUUCCAGUUACAACACUUUCCCUACAGCUGCUGGAUUGGCCAGUAGUGCAGCUGGAUAUGCUGCAUUGGUGGCUGCUCUGACUCUUUUGUUUGGAGCAAAAGAGGAAUUUCCUGGACAGUUGACAACUAUUGCUCGCCAAGGAAGUGGAUCAGCUUGUCGUUCUCUUGAUGGAGGAUUUGUGGCAUGGAGGAAGGGGGGCGAGAAGGCAGAUUGGUCUGACAGUCUUGCGGAACAAGUGGCCAAUGAAAAGCAUUGGCCUGAAAUUAGAGCUGUCAUCAUGGUUGUUUCCGAUGCCAAGAAAGAUACCUCUUCCACAGCCGGUAUGAGCACAAGUGUGGAAACUUCCUUGUUGUUGAAACACAGGGCUGAGACUGUUGUGAGCAAGCGCAUGGAAACCAUUGAGAAGGCAUUUUUGGCCAAGGAUUUUGAAACUUUUGGACAGCUCACCAUGGCUGAUUCCAAUCAGUUUCAUGCCACCUGCAUGGAUACGUACCCUCCAAUUUUUUACAUGAAUGAUAUCUCCAAUAGCAUCAUCCGCAUCAUUCAUGCCUACAACAAGUGGGCAGGGAAAAUCAGGGCUGCCUACACCUUUGAUGCUGGUCCCAAUGCUGUUCUCUUCACCCUGGAUGAGUAUGCUGUGGAAGUUGGAGCUCUUAUGCUGCACUACUACCCAGAGUUUGGUGAAAAUUACGUGAAUAAUCCUGACUUUGGAAUGAAGAUCAAGGCAUUCGACUUGGAUGAUGGCCUUUUGGAAGCUACUGCAAAAACUGGAAGAGAACCCAAGUCAGGUGAAGUCAAGAUGAUGUACUACACCAGCAGCGGUCCAGGUCCACAGAGGUUGACUGAUACAAUCCUCAAUCUCGACACCACCACAGGUCUCAACACCUACAUGUACAAAAAGUGA
This is a messenger RNA of Seminavis robusta, 1275 nucleotides long. The record is from the annotation of a GenBank genome assembly. Lineage: Eukaryota; Bacillariophyta; Bacillariophyceae; Naviculales; Naviculaceae.